AUGUCUGACGUAGAAGAAGUCCAACAAGUUGUUGUCGAACAACAAGAAGUUACCAUUGAAGACGCUUUGAAGGUUGUCUUGAGAACCGCUUUGAUUCACGAUGGUUUGGCCAGAGGUUUGAGAGAAUCUGCUAAGGCUUUGUCCAGAGGUGAAGCCCAAUUGGUUGUUUUGGUUGAUUCCGUUACCGAGGACAACAUUAUCAAGUUAAUUGAAGGUUUGACCAACGAAGCUGCUGCUUUCAGAGAGGACAAGGCUCCAAUUCCAUUGAUCAAGGUCGCUGACGCUAAGCAAUUAGGUGAGUGGGCCGGUUUGGGUAAGAUCGACCGUGAAGGUAACGCCAGAAAGGUCGUUGGUGCUUCCGUUGUUGUUGUCAAGAGCUGGGGUGCUGAAACCUCCGAGAGAGAGAUCAUCUUGGACCACUUCUCUCAACAAUAA
Eremothecium sinecaudum is the source of this 435-nucleotide messenger RNA. RefSeq names its product 40S ribosomal protein eS12 (gene RPS12). Gene Ontology annotation, molecular function: structural constituent of ribosome. Gene Ontology annotation, biological process: translation. Bases 1 to 435 code for a protein of 144 amino acids. The transcript has a single exon. The record is from RefSeq and is a predicted model, not a curated record. Lineage: Eukaryota; Fungi; Ascomycota; Saccharomycetes; Saccharomycetales; Saccharomycetaceae. Gene Ontology annotation, cellular component: ribosome; cytosolic small ribosomal subunit.